AUGCUGGCAUCUUCCGGUUCUGGGCUCUCUGGCUCCUAUGAAGACUUGCAGCGUGGAGAGGUAUCUGAAGCCCUUGUGGACUUUACCGGAGGGGUGACAAUGACCAUCAAUCUGGCAAAAGCCCCUGGCAACCUCUGGGAAAUCCUAACCCGAGCCACCUGCUGCAGAACCCUGAUUGGCUGCCAGACGCACUCAGGGGAGAGGGUGCUGGAGAACGGGCUGGUGGACGGCCAUGCCUAUACUCUCACAGGGAUCCGGAAGGUGACCUACAAACAUGGACCUGAGUAUCUAGUCAAGUUGCGGAACCCCUGGGGAAGAGUGGAGUGGAAAGGAGACUGGAGUGACAGCUCAAGUACGUGGGACCUACUGAGCCCCAAGGAGAAGAUUCUGCUGCUGAGAAAAGAUGAUGAUGGAGAAUUCUGGAUGGCACUGCGGGACUUUAAAGCGCAUUUCGUGCUUCUGGUCAUCUGUAAACUGAGCCCAGGCCUGCUGAGUCAGGAGGCAGGCCAGAAGUGGUCAUACACCAUGCUGGAGGGGAGAUGGGAGAAGGGGACCGCGGCCAGUGGCCAGAUAAAGUCACCCCAAGACACGUUUUGGAAGAAUCCGCAGUUCCUGCUGUCGGUCUGGAGGCCCCAGGAGGGCAGGAGGUCCCAGAUGCCCUGCAGCGUGCUGGUGUCCCUGAUCCAGAAGCCCAGGCACAGGCACCGCAAUUGGAAGCCUUACCUCGCCAUUGCCAUCUACAUCUUCAGGAUGAGCAAGAGCUAUGACAACAAGAGGAGACUGCCCCCCGAGUUCUUCUGGGAAAAUGUUCCCCUGAAUUGGCCUGAGACGUUUCUCACAGAGAAGGAAGUGAGUCGGGAGCUGUGGCUGGAGCCCGGGACGUACGUCAUCGUGCCCUGCACAUCUGAAGCCCGCCAGGAGUCCAAGUUCGUCCUCAGAGUCUUCUCCAGGAAGCAUAUCUUUUAUGAAAUUGGCAGCAAAUCCAGUGUCGUCUUGUCUCAGGAAAUUGUAGACCAAAGUGAAGGGCAGGAUGAAUUCUUCACCAAACUCUUCAAAAAGCAUCCAGAAAUAAAUGCAGUCCAACUGCAGAAUAUCCUGAACCACAUGCCCUGGUCAGGUCUAGGGAGCAAACAGCCUGUCUUCAGCCUCGAGGCCUGCCAGGGAAUUCUGGCCCUACUGGAUCUUAAUGCAUCCGGGACCGUGAGUAUCCAGGAAUUCAGAGAACUGUGGAAGCAGCUGAUGCUCUAUCAGGAGGUUUUCCACAAGCAAGACACUAACCGGUCAGGAUCCCUGAACUGGGCGCAGCUGCGGGCUGCCAUGAGGGAGGCAGGAAUCGUGCUCAAUGACGACGUCUGCCAGCUGAUGCUCAUCCGCUACGGCGGCCCCGACCUGGAGAUGGACUUCGUCAGCUUUGUUCACUUGAUGCUGCGUGCGGAGAACAUGGAGGAUGCCUUCCAAAACUUGACCCAAGAUGGCAAAGGGAUAUACCUCCAGAAGCCAGAGUGGCUGAUGAUGACUCUGUACUCCUGAGAAGGCUGGACGCUCUUUGGCCCUCACUGAAGACUCUGCAUAUGGCCCCAGGCCUCACUGAAGACUCUGCAUAUGGCCCCAGGCCUCACUGAAGACUCUGC
This is a messenger RNA of Hippopotamus amphibius kiboko, 1631 nucleotides long. RefSeq names its product calpain 14 (gene CAPN14). Bases 1 to 1530 code for a protein of 509 amino acids. Gene Ontology annotation, biological process: proteolysis. Gene Ontology annotation, cellular component: cytoplasm. The transcript has 18 exons. Lineage: Eukaryota; Metazoa; Chordata; Mammalia; Artiodactyla; Hippopotamidae. Gene Ontology annotation, molecular function: calcium ion binding; calcium-dependent cysteine-type endopeptidase activity. The record is from RefSeq and is a predicted model, not a curated record.